Molecule: messenger RNA, 4505 nt
Organism: Clupea harengus (Atlantic herring)
Lineage: Eukaryota; Metazoa; Chordata; Actinopteri; Clupeiformes; Clupeidae
Gene: slc71a2a
Product: solute carrier family 71 member 2a
Biological process (GO): transmembrane transport
Cellular component (GO): membrane
Molecular function (GO): transmembrane transporter activity
Source: RefSeq, a predicted model, not a curated record
GGAUACUGAUUCAAGAUCAGUCCAAUAAUUUCACUUCGACGCAUUUUAUGUCACUAAAUGACGCUUAACUGAUUUAGGAUCAGCCAAUGCCUGUAUUUUGACUGAAUGCACCGGAGUGAGCUGCGAAAGCAUCCAAGGCUAGUGUAGACGUAGACGGAUUUCAUUUCCCCUGGUCUGUAUUGAAGUUGCUAGCUACAAACUGUAUUGUUGGCUUUACAAACAUUUUCAAUAAUUUUAGCCAACUGGGCUAAAUCCGAAGGCAACCUGGAGGAAGCGGGAGAUCCGAAGAUAUGCACUCAGCAUGGAUUUUAUGUAAUUCCAACAGGAUAUGAAGAGAUGGCUGUAGAGAAAGAACAGAAGGGGACCAGUCGUGUUAUAUUGGUCAAGAAAAUAAUAAUGCGGGAUGGGAAAGCGGCACAAGCAGGCUUUGGGAAAGCCAGUGUUGCCCAUGCUGUGGUGGUCAUCUUCCUGGAGUUCUUCGCCUGGGGACUGCUCACUGUACCCAUGCUGACGGUUUUGCGGGAGACAUUUCCGCAGCACACCUUUCUGAUGAAUGGUCUCAUUCAGGGAGUAAAGGGUCUUCUGUCCUUCAUGUGUGCGCCGCUGAUCGGUGCUCUGUCAGACGUGUGGGGGCGGAAGUCCUUCCUGCUUUUGACGGUGUUUUUCACCUGCGCUCCUAUCCCCCUCAUGAGGCUCAGUCCAUGGUGGUACUUUGCCAUGAUCUCUGUGUCGGGGGCUUUCGCUGUCACCUUCUCAGUCAUCUUUGCGUACGUCGCUGAUGUCACAGAGGAGCGGGAGAGAAGUACAGCCUAUGGACUGGUUUCGGCCACGUUUGCCGCCAGCUUGGUGACCAGCCCGGCAAUUGGCGCGUAUCUGUCGGCGCGGUACGGUGACAACCUGGUGGUGCUGGUGGCCACGCUCGUCGCCCUGGCGGAUAUCUGCUUCAUCAUGCUGGCCGUGCCCGAGUCGCUCCCUGAGAAGAUGCGCCUCAACACCUGGGGAGCGCCCAUCUCCUGGGAGCAGGCCGACCCUUUCGCUUCUUUGAGGAAGGUGGGCAAGGACACCACUGUUCUCCUGAUCUGCAUCACUGUGUUCCUGUCCUACCUGCCAGAGGCGGGACAGUACUCCAGCUUCUUCCUCUACCUGAGACAGGUCAUAAACUUCACCCCCACGACGAUAGCUGUGUUCAUUGGAGUGGUGGGCAUCCUAUCUAUUGUGGCGCAGACUCUGGUGCUGACGCUGCUGAUGAGAACCAUUGGGAAUAAGAACACGGUGUUGCUAGGCCUCGGCUUCCAGACUCUACAGCUGGCCUGGUACGGCUUUGGCUCUGAUCCCUGGAUGAUAUGGGCAGCGGGGGCUGUCGCAGCCAUGUCCAGCAUCACCUUCCCCGCAGUGAGUGCUCUGCUGUCCCGCAGUGCCGACCCUGACAAGCAAGGCCUGGCACAGGGCAUGAUCACUGGCAUCAGAGGACUGUGUAACGGCCUGGGUCCCGCGCUCUACGGCCUCAUCUUCUUCAUGUUUAACGUGGAGCUGAAUGGGCUGGCGCCCAUCGAGCAUGACUACCCCAUCGCCCCGCUCGCCCCCCCUGAGAGGAGCAUAAUCCCCGGGCCGCCCUUCCUGCUGGGCGCGUGCACGGUGGUGGUGGCCUUCCUGGUGGCCCUCUUCAUCCCCGAGCGCAGCGCCGAGGCCGAGGUGGCCAUGUGCCACACGCGCAAGCCCAGCUCCAGCUCCUGUGGCAGCGGCGAGCUGCCCGAUGCCCACAUCAACACGCCGCUGCCGGGCAGCGAGGACGACCUCGACUUCCAGCCCCUGCUGCAGGACAGCACAGUGUGACGCCCCCCUCUGUGACCUUAUGAUCCAAACAGGUUGUGUGAGGAGGGCCAUGCCUUUUUUUGUUGUGGGACUAUUUCCUCUUCUUGAUGAAAGGAAGAGGGGACAGGACCAAUUUUGCCACACACUUGAAGUACCAGUAGUCAUCAGUCACAACAUACCCCUCGCACACAUACAUAUACACACACAGAGAAGUUAUUCUCUGUGUGGUUUUGACGUGUUGUUACUUCUGUUUUGUUGACGUUAGGAAGGAUGUUGUGAGAACAUGAUGGUCAAGGACUUUCCUUCCUCUUUGUUGUUCCAAGAGUUUAAACUCUUAAGACAUCAUGAGAGUUGGCUUGAGGGCUGGUUCCAAAUGCAGCUGAUUUCCAGACAGACAACUAUCCUGCUGUUUUGCAUAUAUUACUGUGGGACUGUGUGUUUUUAAGUAGCCAUUACAGGAGAAGGGUCUGUGGAUUGGAAUGUGCUGGUGUUCCCCCGGGGCGUCUGUAGAAUUUAACCGCAUAUGAAUGAACACAUCUUGAGGUUCUGUUACAUAUCUAAUAAGGUGUCCAAAAUGUUAUGUGUUUUUUUCGAUGUCAAAAGUCAGUCAAAGUAGGCGUUUUGCACAAGUGUGGUGAGAUGAGUUGGACCUUGAUGGUGCCGUUAAUGUAUGCAUCUGUGUUUUAUGUCUAAGCUGUAGGUACAAAUCUUAGUGGAGACAUAGAUGCUUAACUUGACCAUGGGGAGAUUCAGGAAAAAUAUCUAAUACCAUUUAUAUGGUAGUUGGAAACUGACUAUGUGAUCCUCUGGCAGAAGAGGACAAUUUUAGAGAGAAGAGGUUACCUUUGGCCACACAGACGUGAGCACAGGGGCUGGUGAUUUAGACAUGUACAGUAUGUUUACAUGUUUAAGUUCUAUGCAGUACUGUUUAUUGUGAUGUUACUUUCUAUAGAACUUUGUUAAUUUUUCGGAACUAUAUGUUGCUGUAAAUAAUAUUUAUAUACCGCCCGCAUGUAACGUAAGUUCGUAUUAUGUUCUUGACAAUAGUAGCGUUCUGACCUUUUACUUUCUAUUCUAUUGAUAAUUCUAUUAAUAUUUUUACUCUUUUUUUUUUUUUGUCUCCUUUUGAGUAAAAAGGACUUGUUUUAUAUACUUUUAUUGAAAGCAUUUUUUGGGGUUUCUGGUACUUACUGCAAAAGUAGGGGUCUUUUAACCAAAAAGCAUCUUCACAUCUUAAGUGAAUGUGAGAGAGUGCUUCACCAGCUACCUCAGGUUUGGAGGGUGUUAUCUGAGUGUGACUACGAUGUGCUUGCAUAGCCAUGGUCCAUCUCCCUCUCUCUCUGGUAUCAGACAAGAAAAGGGAUCACUAACUGAAAAGAGCUUGAUCAGACAGAUCCACAUUGUACAUAUAGAGGAUAUCAUUUAUUUUGACUGGUCCAGCAGAAAUUUGCCAGAUGUUUAUAGUAAGUAGUUAAUGCAGUAUAUUUGCGCCUACCGAUUAGGGUAAGGAAGCAUUCCCCGUCAGUGUUGUGUGUCUCAGAAAUUUCAAAAUUCUCUGGUUGCUCCUGUAUGCAGUGUUUCAUGGCUGGGUACGGAUCUGUGAAUGAGUGCGUGUGCGUGUGUGUGUUUGUUUGUGUGUCUUGAGUUUUAGUGGGAUAUAAUGCUCACCUUGCUAUUCAUGAAUGUUUUAUCUAAACGUUCACACUUUUUACACGCACACACACACACACACACACACACACACACACACACACACACACACAAACAAACAAGUACAGACAAACCAGUGGAACACUACUCGCACGCAUGCACACACGCACACACAACACACACCACACACACUACACACACCACGCACACACACAAUAUGCUCAGUUGGGCAGGGCCGUACUUGAAAAUGUGCCCAGUUUGGCCUUGGGCAAGUGGCUUGCGAUAAGAAAUCACUAUACCUGCAGUCCCCUGUCCUGUUCCAUACUCUGAUGCCACUAAGGCAGUUCUCCACCGUUAAUGAUUGCAGUUUGUGUGUGUAUGUGUGUGUGUUUGUGUGUGUAUGUUUGUGUGUAUGUGUAUGUUUGUUUGUGUGUUUGUGUGAGAGAGAGAGAGAGUGCGACAGAGAGAGAAGGAGAGCCUGUGUGUGUAUAUUCUUCACAGCCUGUAACUCUUAAAGGCAAGAUAUAUUAUAAGGCCAGUGUAAAUAAAUGCAAGGCUCAAGUAGAUUGUACUGUAUUGAAGAUGUCUAUGACAAAUGACUUGAGAAAGAAGUGUUUCUUGACAGCUAUAUUUUUUGAGGACAUGACACCUGUGGGUGUUUUGUCGGAAUAGUGUUUUCCAUGUGCAAUGGCGAGGCAGAUGUUCAUAAACGUGACCAUACAGAGAGAGCCAAUGCGGGUGAUUGUCACCUUUAAAUGUGUUUAAAAGUGUUUUCAGCAUCUGUUGAAGUCGUGGUUUUUCAUUUUGCACCUUUUACAUUUUUAGGUCAUAACAGAUGUGCCUAAAGUAUGACUGUCCCUCGUUUUUGUCACCAAAUAGGAGAGGGGAAAAAAUUCAAAACACUGGGUACAGGGAGCAGCUGUGGUUGCUCUGCAAUGACACCGCAUUUAAUAUGUACAUGGGUUAUGUAUUUAUAAUAAACUUGUCCUGUCUGUCAAUCUUGUAAAGAGCUGAAAUUACUAAUAAAAGAACAGCCAAUAGAA